AUGGAUAAAGCAAACUCAACAUUCUCGGCAGGACGGUCUUCGACCCCCUUCCAGCAUGUCUCGGCCCUCGAAGUCUUCCUCCCCGGCAUCUCUCGCGCGCUCGGGGGACUAUCCGCAGUUCUUGCAGCUAUGACUAUACACAUCAGUCAGCCGGACGAGGCAUACGAGAUGCUCUUCGCCUGGUUGAAGCGGCGUGGGUUGGAUGGCUCGGCCGGGGCGUGUUCUGUCAGCGUCUUGAAGAAGGGACAUCCCGGCGAUGUUUCCAGAAACGGCGGCAAGAAGGCUCUCGAGUAUAAGCCCUGGCGGACAUCUUUUACUUUUUGGUACAAGGGUUCCAUGAUAUCAUACAAGAACCAAACUGUCGAAAAGGGAGCGACUCGCGUGACCGAGGAACAGACAACGCUCAGCUGCCUAGGCUGGUCCAACAGUAUCCUCAAGCAAUUGAUGCAGGAGUGCCGCAAGGAGUAUCUUGAGCAAGUCAGGGGGAAGACAUCAAUAUUUGAAAAUCAAGGUUCGACCUGGAAGAAGCUCAAGGAUAAGGACGCACGCCCGUUGUCAACCGUCAUCAUCGACUAUGAACGGAAGCAGCAAUUCCUCAGCGACAUACAAGGUUUUCUAAGCGAGGAGACACGACUUUGGUAUACUCAGCGUGCACUCCCGUACCGCCGUGGGUAUCUUCUCUACGGCCCACCCGGCACUGGGAAAUCUAGUCUAAGCCUCGCCAUGGCAGGUGAGCUUGACCUGGACGUCUAUGUGAUCAACGUCCCAGACUGUAGCAACACUAUUCUCAAGAACCUAUUUGAGACUCUGCCCGAAACCUGCAUCGUGCUUCUAGAAGACAUUGACGCUGUUGGUGUGUCGAGAACCGCGGAUCCUGAGAACGCUGAGGAUGUGGCACCGACAAGAGUCUCACGCCGGACUCGGGGCUCGGUGACACUAUCAGGACUCUUGAACACUUUGGACGGCGUUACAUCCCAAGACGGCCGGAUGGUUGUCAUGACCACAAAUCACCGCGAGGACCUUGACGAGGCGCUGAUCCGCCCCGGUCGCGUCGACAUGCAGAUAGAGCUGCCUGUCGCCGACUGCAAGGUCAUUGCUGAUCUUUUCAUCUUUCUUCUUGGUCCAGUCAAUCGAGAUAGUGGAUUAAAAGACGGCAGCGUGAUAAGCAAAGAACAGGAUACAAUGGAAGCAAAAGCCGCCAAGUUUGCAUCAAUAGUUCCGCCAGCAACGUUCAGCCAGGCGGAGAUUAUCUCUUUUCUGUUGAUGCACAAGAACGACGCCGAUGCUGCUCUAGCUCAAAGUGAAGAGUGGGUAGAGCGAAAAAUAGAAGAAAAGAGAGCUGCGGCGGAGAGGAGGGAGGUGAAGGCAAAACAACUCUACUCCCAGAUAUCAACCUCGUCACACAUUAUUAAAAGCUGA
Molecule: messenger RNA, 1419 nt
Organism: Clonostachys solani
Lineage: Eukaryota; Fungi; Ascomycota; Sordariomycetes; Hypocreales; Bionectriaceae
Source: the annotation of a GenBank genome assembly